UGCAGAAGUAACAAAAUUAUAACUGCUGUUAGACUAACUUCUUUCUCUUUUCUUCCUACAGGCAUUGGUGACUGAUGAGAAUUAAAAUUAAAGGCCAUGGAUGAAGAUGGACUUGAACUUCAGCCACAUGACACAAAUACAUUUUUUGACCCAACAGGAGCUGAUGCAGCACAUAUGGAUGGAGAUCAGAUUGUUGUGGAAGUACAAGAAACUGUAUUUGUUUCAGAUGUGGUGGACUCAGACAUAACUGUACACAACUUUGUUCCUGAUGAUCCAGAUUCGGUAGUAAUCCAAGAUGUCAUUGAAGAUGUUGUUAUUGAGGAUGUUCACUGCUCUGAUAUUAUGGAUGAGGCGGAUGUGUCUGAAACUGUCAUCAUUCCUGAACAAGUGCUGGAUGAAGAUGUAGCUGAAGAGGUUUCUUUAGCACAUUGUACUGUUCCAGAUGAUGUUUUAGCCUCUGACAUAACAGCUGAAGCUAUGUCUAUACCAGAACAUGUACUGACAAGUGAGUCAAUGCAUGUACCUGAUGUUGGGCAUGUAGAACAUGUGGUUCAUGAUAAUGGUGAAGAAGCAGAUAUUGUCACCGAUACUCUGGGAACAGAUGUAGUUUCUGAAGAAGUCUUGGUGGCGGACUGUGCCUCAGAAGCAGUAAUUGAUGCAAAUGGUAUCCCUGUGGAGCAUCAGGAUGAUAAGGGCAACUGUGAGGAUUACCUUAUGAUUUCCUUUAAUCCCCUUCCUAGCCAACUGGAGAAACAGUAUGGAGAAGCUCAAUGGCAACCAGAUCCAGUUCUGCACAGAAGGGGUAACUCCUUCAAUAUACGGUCCUGUGGAACUGUGGACGAUGCUGGUAAAAUAGAACAUGAAGGUUCUGCUGAAAUUACCAUGGAGGCAGAGUCAGAAAGUGAUCCUUGUAAAGUGGAUGGCAUUUGUCCAGAAGUCAUCAAAGUCUAUAUAUUCAAAGCUGAUCCUGGAGAAGAUGAUAUAGGAGGCACAGUUGACAUUGUAGAGAGUGAGCCUGAGAAUGAUGGAGUGGGACUACUCGAUCAAAAUAACAGUGUUCGUAUUCCAAGGGAAAAAAUGGUUUACAUGACUGUAAAUGAUUCUCAGAAUGACGAUGAAGAUCUAAAUGUUGCAGAAAUUACAGAUGAGGUUUAUAUGGAAGUGAUUGUAGGGGAGGAGGAUGCAGCAGUGGCCCACGAACAGCAGAUUGAUGACACUGAAAUCAAAACUUUCAUGCCAAUAGCUUGGGCAGCAGCUUAUGGUAAUAAUAAUGAUGGCAUUGAAAGUCGGAAUGGCACAGCAAGUGCACUCUUACACAUAGAUGAGUCUGCUGGACUUGGGAGACUAGCUAAACAAAAACCAAAGAAGAAGAGGAGACCUGAAUCCAGGCAAUAUCAGACAGCAAUAAUCAUUGGCCCUGAUGGUCAUCCCUUGACUGUCUACCCUUGCAUGAUUUGUGGAAAGAAAUUUAAAUCCAGAGGGUUCUUGAAAAGGCACAUGAAAAAUCACCCAGAGCACCUUCUUACAAAGAAGAAAUACAGAUGCACGGACUGUGAUUACACUACCAAUAAAAAACUAAGUUUACAUAACCACUUGGAGAGCCACAAGCUGACCAACAAAACAGAAAAGCUUAUUGAAUGUGAUGAAUGUGGGAAGAGCUUCUCUCAUGCGGGAGCUUUAUUUACUCACAAGAUGGUACAUAGGGACAAAGGGGUCAAUAAAAUGCAUAAGUGCAAAUUCUGCGAUUAUGAGACAGCAGAGCAAGGGUUACUGAGUCGUCAUCUCUUGGCAGUGCACAGCAAGAACUUUCCUCACAUUUGUGUGGAGUGUGGCAAAGGCUUUCGUCAUCCGUCAGAGCUCAAAAAGCAUAUGCGGAUUCACACUGGUGAAAAACCAUAUGAGUGCCAAUAUUGCGAGUACAGAUCUGCCGACUCUUCUAACUUGAAAACUCACAUAAAGACUAAACAUAGCAAGGAAAUGCCAUUCAAAUGUGAUAUUUGUCUUCAGACAUUUUCAGAUACCAAAGAGCUACAGCAGCAUGCCCUUAUGCAUCAAGAAAGUAAAACACAUCAGUGUUUGCAUUGUGACCACAAGAGCUCAAACUCAAGUGAUUUGAAACGACACAUAAUUUCAGUCCACACAAAGGAUUAUCCUCACAAGUGUGACAUGUGUGAUAAAGGCUUUCAUAGGCCCUCAGAACUGAAAAAACACGUGGCAGCGCACAAGGGUAAAAAAUUGCACCAGUGCAGACAUUGUGACUUUAAGAUUGCAGAUCCAUUUAUUCUGAGUCGUCAUAUUCUCUCAGUUCACACAAAGGAUCUUCCAUUCAGGUGUAAGAGGUGCAGAAAGGGCUUUAGGCAACAAAAUGAGCUAAAAAAACACAUGAAAACACACAGUGGCAGGAAAGUUUAUCAAUGCGAGUACUGUGAGUAUAGCACUACGGAUGCUUCGGGCUUCAAACGACAUGUUAUUUCCAUUCAUACAAAAGACUAUCCUCACCGCUGUGAAUACUGCAAGAAAGGUUUCCGAAGACCUUCAGAGAAGAACCAGCACAUUAUGAGGCAUCAUAAAGAUGUUGGGCUGCCUUAAAGUCUCUUUCACAGACUAAGUGGCUGGAGUUAUAAAGGAAUAUUGCCUUCUAGGCAGUCAGUUUAUUUUAAAGUCAAUCACCAAUUACAUAAAACAAGCAUACUGUGCAUUUGAUUUAUUGCUGUAUACAAAUAGGAUUAUUGCUUCUAGUUGACUUUUAUACCUUUUGUUCAAUAGCGUGUUCUGAAUUCUAUUCAGUUUGUUUAAUAAAUGAGGAAAAGAUGGCAACAAUAAAGUUGCAUUUAAUAAAGUAAACCCUGUCUCAUACUGAAUUUUUCAACCGUAAUAGUUUAUUUAAAUAUAUUUAUCUUACUGACCUUGUUGGUACUCACACUGUCCAUGUUAAUACAAUUUUGUUGUGAAUUUUAAAAAUAUUUUAAAUUUUCUCUUGAUAAAUUGUCAGAUGUGUAUAAAAUAACAGGAAAUUUUAAUGUCAAGGAUAACAUCAUUAGGGCCCACCUAAUUAUCUAGCAUAUACAGAACUUGUGGCAAAUUAAACAUCAAAUUACCCAUCAAACAUUACUGAACAAAAAUAUUCUGCAUUUUUAUUCCAGUUUCUUUUACAAAGAAUAUAUCAUUCCUCCCUAUAAAUAAGUACAAAUGAUGGUUGGUGGCAUUUUUUUCAAUGCUUAUUUUUACUUCUUGGAGGUAGAAUGUUCAUAAAUAUUAUGUUUAUUACUCUGUGUUUCUUUGUUGAAUGGUUGUGUAUCUCAAAUGAAUUUCGAUUUCCUCAACUUACUGAUGACUAAAUGUUGACAAAAUAUGAAAUAUAGUUGUUCUUGCUGACUGGUCAGGUUGCAACUUUAAAUAUGUACAGUUAAGUAUACCCCAAAUUAAAUAAGAAUUUAUAUAAUAUAAAUAUUGCUAUAUGAAACACCAAUAUUUGGGUCAAAUAAUCAUAUUUUUAUUGGGAAUUUCUUUAGAUUAAAGGACAGUAGAUGCCUCAGUUUUGAAAGCCUGCUAUAAUGGGAGAGAACUUCAAGUGGGAGGAUAGGGAGUAGAAGCUGACAACUUUCUAGAGAAUAGAGCUCUGGUUUCCAGGCCAAUAUCCUUAAUAAUAAAAAUAAUCUAUGACUGGCAGAACCAUUUCUAAAUAGGAUGUUUUCCAUGAGCCAUUAGCAUCUGUGGCAAACUGCUGUUUAUUAAGCAAUUAGUAUCCAAAAUUAACCGGAUUCUUCUCAUUUGUUUAUAAACAGCUGGGAGAGUAUUACAAUUAUUGUAUGCAAUGUUGCCACCUGAAGACUUAUAUUAUGGAGCUGCAUCAGUUGCUAAUUGCUGUAUAAAUAUGCAAGACAUGAAGUCAUGUGUCUUAAGACAACAAAAGUAAAGCAAAGCUGAAUAGCUUAAUUGCAUGUGAAGUUUUGAUAUCCAAUCCUGUGGUCUUGCUCAGAGUGUCAUUGAAAUCAGUAGUUGACUAAGGAUGGCAGGAUUUGGCC
Messenger RNA from Gavialis gangeticus (Gharial), 4025 nucleotides. It is a transcript of the gene ZFX, whose product is annotated as zinc finger protein, X-linked. Gene Ontology annotation, biological process: regulation of DNA-templated transcription. The record is from RefSeq and is a predicted model, not a curated record. Gene Ontology annotation, molecular function: RNA polymerase II cis-regulatory region sequence-specific DNA binding; metal ion binding; DNA-binding transcription factor activity, RNA polymerase II-specific. NCBI's taxonomy places the organism in Eukaryota, Metazoa, Chordata, Crocodylia, Gavialidae. Gene Ontology annotation, cellular component: nucleus. The transcript has 8 exons. The coding region runs from base 97 to 2589 and encodes 830 amino acids.